Acanthosepion pharaonis is the source of this 3123-nucleotide messenger RNA. Lineage: Eukaryota; Metazoa; Mollusca; Cephalopoda; Sepiida; Sepiidae. The record is from the annotation of a GenBank genome assembly.
AUGAAGUCCAUCGUGGUGUCUGUCAGUCGAGCUAUCAAGCCAUUUGCUGAAGGUGGUUGCAGACCACCUGAUUGGUUCUCACAAAAGAAUUGUGCCUUACAGUAUGCUGACUUACUGGAAAAAGUUGAAACUCCAAAAAGGAAGCGAGGAGACAAAGAAAUUAAUGAAACCCCAGGGGAACAAAUUGUGAGAAAGCUGACAUUAGAAAGACUUGAGGAAUUAAUGAAGAUGAUCACAGAUGAAGAGACCAAAUACAAGAAAUUAAAACAUGAAAUUGAAUGCAUCCAAAGUGGUCAAAUGGAUGAUUAUCUACCUGAAAUAUGGAAGAACAUUGUGAGAGAGAAGCGUGCUAAAGAGAAAGCGGCUGCAGCUGUAUGUGAGAGAAGAUAUGAAUUAUCAGAAAGCCCCAACAAAACGACCAGUACACCAGGUAUUCUCAAGAUAAAGCACAUUCCUUCAAAACAAGGCCAUACCCCUGGCUCAGAAACCACCGAUGAAAAAAGCAAUGACUCCACAAGCCACACAAUGGAUAUCCCAUCUCCUCUGGAGACGGAUAGCACAAGUCCUGUCAGCAGCUUACCCAUAGUGACCACAGCCACUGCCCCAGCAGUGGUAGCCCCUGUGAUGCCCUCCAUGGAAACAGCGACUCCAGUUACCACUGUCACCACUCCAGAACCUAUUCCACCUCCUCCACCUCCACCUCCACCCCAGCAACAACAACAGCAGCAGCAGCAGCUACAACUGCAACUGCAAGCCCAGCAACAGUUGCGGCAACAUCAGCAGCAGCAGCAGCAACAACAACUGCAGCAGCAGCAACAGCAGCAGCAGAAACCCAAGCCGACCCCUCCAUCAUCCCCACUUCUUUCUUCUCUUCUACAGAGUAAACUAAAGAGUGCAGAUGGCCUGCAGCAACUGAAAAAGGAGGCAGAAUUAGAGCAUUCGGCAGCCCUUCAAGCAUACCAGCACCUGCAAGUGUCUGAUGCAACUAGUGUGCAUUCAGCGCAUACGUUGUCAUCUUUAUCAUCAACUUCAUCAUCAUCAUCCACUUCUUCAUCACCUGCCACAUCUGUGCUGGCUCCAGUAGAACUUCCCAUUACAGUGACCUCAGGCUCGUCAGGGCUGACAAUAUCCUUGCCCAGUAAGCCCCUUUCUACACCACAACAGCAACAACAACAACAACAGCACAUACCAACUGCACUUCCUAACAUUGCAACUCUCAGCAGCAGUGCACCCCCACUUCAGACUCUGUCCUCCCCAGUGACAGGCACUCAGACCACACAGUUACCUGCCAUGGUUGCUUUACCUGUCCCUAAGACGCUUACUGCACCCACCAUAGUGAACACAAUUUCUCCCGAACUGUCCACUGGUAUAACUAGACUUUCACAAGAUAUCACAACAUCGCCCUCGACCUCUGCUCCAACAUUGUCAAAAUUAUUAGGAACUCCAGCCCAGAGUAAGAUCCAUAUGGUGGAUCCGAGAACUCUCCUGGAAAUAGCAUCUACUCCUGAACUAUCUCAAGAGAAAACAGAGCUAAAGAUCGAAGAUCUCAUCUCUCUAUUUCUUUCUCUCUCUCUCUCUCCUCUCUCUCUCUCUCCUCUCUCUCUCUCUCUUCUUUCUCUCUCUCUCUCUCUCCUCUUCUUUCUCUCUCUCUCUCUCUCCUCUUCUUUCUCUCUCUCUCUCUCCCUCUUCUUUCUCUCUCUCUCUCUCUCUCCUCUUCUUUCUCUCUCUCUCUCUCUCCUCUUCUUUCUCUCUCUCUCUCUCUCUCCUCUUCUUUCUCUCUCUCUCUCUCCUCUUCUUUCUCUCUCUCUCUCUCUCUCUCUCUCCUCUUUCUCUCUCUCUCCUCUUUCUCUCUCUCUCACUGAAUGUGUGGAAGAAAAGCCAACUCCCUUGAGUAAUAUUCAAGAUGAAGACACCUCGUCAAUGGGUUCCCAGGCCAAAGACCUGCUUGAAGUGGACGAUGAGAAACUCGCUUCAGUUGCCGCUUCAAUUUCCUCCAAAGUAGAACAAGAUGAAGAAACACAGCAACAGGCACCAUUACUCUCCCCUAAAACUGAAUUGGACGAGGCUUGUGCUGCAGCAGCAUAUCUUGAAACCUCAACCUCUCAAACUGUUAACAUUUCAGAAUCUUCAGCUGUUACGGCGCCACCACUAAUUCAGCCAAAAACAGAUGAAACUAGUAAGGACAGCCUAGAUGAAACUUUAGCAACUGAAGCUGAAGGAGUGGAUUCUCCAGCUACUUUGGGAAACAAAUUCAUCAGUGUGGAUGAGGAAAUCUCAAUAUCCAUAAAAGAUGAGCCAUCUUCACCGUCAAGCAGUGUCUCUUCAAAGCUGAGUGAGCCAACAUCCAGUGCAGGACGUCCAAGGGGACGUGGCAGAGGUAGAAAGAAAGGUGGAAUAAAUAGACGAUCAGUCAAAAGACAAAUUAUUGAGGAUGACAAGAAAGAAGAUGGUGGUAGUUCGAAACACAGUGAAGCGGAAUUGACCGAAGACGAUUCUGCUCGGGAAAGUGAUGACCCUGCCAAUACAGUGAAUAUGUUGGCUCAGUCUGGCCUCUCAGCUGUCCUCUCUGAUUCCAUCCCUAACAGUCCGGCAUCUUUAUCCCAUUACAGUGACACAGAAGAUGAGAAGGCCUACAGAACUUGGAAAAAGUCUAUUAUGUUGGUCUACAGAGCAGCUGCCACUCACAAAUAUGCGAAUGUUUUCCUGCAUCCAGUGAAAGAAGAAAUUGCUCCUGGUUAUCACAGUAUUGUACACAGACCAAUGGAUCUGAGUGCCAUAAAGAAGAAUAUUGAAAUGGGUGUGAUCCGAUCAACCACAGAAUUCCAACGAGAUAUGAUGCUUAUGUUUACUAAUGCCAUUAUGUACAACAGUUCAGAUCACAAUGUUUACUCAAUGGCUCGAGAGAUGUACGAUGACGUCAUGCAACACAUUGAGCAAUUUGUUAGUACGCAGCUGAUGGUGCAAACAGAGGUGAAGAUGUUGCGUCCAUCACGAAGAAUAGAAAGCAAUGAAAAGGAUGAAGAGACCAAGAAAAAGAAAAUUGACCCGAAUCAAGAUGGUGGUAAGAAAAAGAAGCGUCCAAAAACAAAUCCUGAAGAACCAGUUGUAGAGAAACCUGCUUAA